AGGUCUGAAUAAAAACAGUGGAGGGGUUUAAGGAAGGUUUGAUGUUCUUCCUUCCAAGUUCCAACAAGAUUACUUGCUUUUUGCACUAUCCACACUCCACAGAUUAGCUUUCAAUGGCGUUUGCAACUUCGUUUUCCACCCCUCACCUUCAGAGGGGAAUCCAUCCAACAAAAUCUCAAUCUCUCCAUCACUUUCUCUUCUUCCCAAACCCCAUUUUUUGUUGUUUCCCUUCUUCUAUUCCACUCACCAUCAAAACCCCAAGAACUCAAUUCCAUCUCUCUGCCUCAGUCCAUGACAAUUGCGUCCAAAAGCUCGAAAAUUUGCACGAACCCGUUAAUGGGGUUCAUCAAACAGAGCCCCCUGACCCACCGCAGAGAAUAUUCAUCCAAAACUCACCUUGGAUUUUGAACGACUUGUUGCUGAAUGAUAUUGAAGAGGAGAAGAAGCUCAAUUUACUGAGGAGGAGGCAAAUUAAGGCGGAGACUGAAGCAUUGGAGAAGAUGGUAGAAGAAUACAGAGAACUAGAGAGAGAAAUGCGCGAGAAGAACCUUACUCCCAAUUUGCCUCACGUGAAGGCUCUGUUUUUGGGGUGGUUUGACCCUCUCAAAGAGGCUAUAGAGGCAGAGCAGAAGUCGAAGAGGUCAAAGAAGCACAAAGCAGCAUUUGCGCCCCACAUUGAUUCCUUGCCUGCUGCUAAACUGGCUGUUAUUGUCAUGCAUAAGGUGAUGGGUUUGGUGACUCAGGAGUAUCGCCGUGCGGGCUGUGUUCUCCUUGUGGAUGCUGCUGUUCAGAUUGGUAUGGCUGUGGAACAAGAGGUUAGGAUUCAUAAGUUCCUGGAAAAGACUAGAAGUCACCAGAGUAAGAAAACAGAGGCUGGUGAUGAAGACAGUAUGGAUAAUGAUAAACAAAAAUUAAGGAAACAUGUAAAUGAUUUGAUUAAAAGAAGAAGAUUGAAACAGGUCCAGAUGCUAUUGAAAGAGAAAGAAUCUGGUCCUUGGGGUCGUGAUACUCAGGCUAAGCUGGGAAGUCGAUUAAUAGAAUUAUUAAUUGAAACAGCAUUUGUACACUCCCCUGUUAAUCAGUCUGCUGAUACUCCACCUGAUAUUCGACCAGCAUUCAGGCAUAAAUUUAAAGCUAUAUCAAAGAACCCAGAGCAAAAGAUUUUGAAGAAUUAUGGUGUCAUAGAAUGUGAUCCCUUAGUCCUUGCUGGGAUGGACAAAUCUGUUAAGCAUAUGUUAAUGCCUUACAUGCCGAUGUUAGUACCUCCAAAAAAGUGGAAAGGGUAUGAAAAAGGUGGGCAUUUGUUCCUACCAUCUUAUAUCAUGCGCACUCACGGAUCCAAGAAGCAGCAAGAUGUAAUGAAGAAUGUUGAAAGGAAACAAAUGCAAAAAGUUUUUGAGGCCUUGGACACACUUGGCAACACCAAAUGGCGAGUAAAUAGAAGAUUACUUAAUGUUGUGGAGUCCCUUUGGGCUGGAGGAGGUAACAUUGCUGGUCUGAUUGAUCGUAAAGAUGUUCCUAUACCAGAGAGGCCACCUUUAGGGGAUUUAAAACAAAUUCAGGAAUGGAAGUGGAGUGUAAGGAAGGCAGAGAAAAUUAAUCUGGAGAGACAUUCUCUAAGAUGUGACACUGAACUUAAGCUUUCUGUGGCUCAGAAAAUGAAAGAUGAGGAAGGCUUUUAUUAUCCCCACAAUGUUGACUUCCGCGGCAGAGCAUAUCCCAUGCAUUCUCAUUUGAAUCAUUUAAGUUGUGAUCUAUGUCGAGGAUUGCUUGAGUUUGCUGAAGGACGGCCAUUAGGAGAGUCUGGACUAUGCUGGCUGAAGAUACACUUGGCAAAUUUAUAUGCUGGUGGUAUUGAAAAGUUGUCUUAUGAUGGCCGCCUGGCUUUUGUAGAGAAUCAUCUUCAUGAUAUAUUUGACUCUGCUGAUAAUCCUAUUAAUGGAAAUCGUUGGUGGUUAAUGGCUGAUGAUCCUUUCCAGUGCCUUGCUGCUUGUAUUAAUCUGUCAGAAGCCUUAAGAAGCUCGUCACCAAAUUCUGUUAUCUUACAUUUGCCAAUUCAUCAGGAUGGUUCCUGUAAUGGCUUACAGCACUAUGCUGCUUUGGGAAGAGAUUCUCUGGAGGCUGCUGCAGUUAACUUGGUCGCUAGUGAGAAACCAGCUGAUGUUUACUCGGAGAUUGCUGUUAGGGUUCAUGAUAUUAUGAGAAAGGACUGUAUCAAAGAUCCAGCUGCCUAUCCAAAUGCUUUGUUAGCAAAAGUUUUAAUUGAUCAGAUUGACAGGAAACUGGUCAAACAGACAGUGAUGACUUCAGUUUAUGGUGUUACCUUUGUUGGGGCACGAGAGCAAAUCAAGAGAAGAUUAGAGGAGAAAGGUCUUAUUACUGAUGAAAAACUUUUAUUUGCUGCAGCUUGCUAUGCUGCUAGAGUGACAUUAACUGCGCUUGGAGAAAUUUUUGGUGCUGCACGUGUCAUUAUGGGUUGGCUUGGUGAUUGUGCAAAGGUAAUUGCUUUUGAAAACCAGCCUGUUCGUUGGACCACUCCUCUUGGCCUUCCAGUUGUACAACCAUACUGUAAAACUGAACGGCAUCUGAUCAAAACAUCUCUUCAAUUUUUGGCUUUGAGACGAGAGGGUAAUGCAGUAGAUGCCAAGAAACAGAGAUCUGCAUUUCCUCCAAACUUCGUACAUUCACUGGAUGGUUCACACAUGAUGAUGACUGCUCUUGCCUGUAGGGAUGCUGGCUUAUGUUUUGCAGGGGUUCAUGACUCGUUUUGGACACAUGCAUGUGACGUGGAGAAAAUGAGUCAGAUUCUUAGAGAAAAAUUUGUGGAACUUUAUAGCAUGCCAAUACUUGAAAAUUUGCUAGAAGGAUUUGAGACAUCAUACCCAGGAUUAACUUUCCCUCCACUGCCAGAGAGAAGAGGUGAUUUUGACUUGCAGAAGGUUCUUGAGUCCCCAUACUUCUUUAACUGAACAUUGCAGAAGGUUCUUGAGUCUCCAUGCUUAAAAUGGAAGCAUUGCUACCUUCACUUCCGAUGCAAAAUCAUUAAGAAACUUCUGAGACAAUACUUUGUCUUGUCGUGGAGGUUUUGAUUCAAAGAAAGACCCCAGGUUGCUUUCAGGGAAAGGACUGGAAGGAAGUCUCCUGUUACUAGAAUGCUCAGAACACUACUUGGCUGGUUUAAAGGAGAGUUAAGCUUUGAUCAUCCUUUGCAUUUAUAAUCAAUUUGUAAGGAAACCCCUGAUACUGUCUUCGAUUCUCAAAUUGAGCUUGCAGAAAGUCUUGUGUACAAUGCAGAGCUACAGACAAUAGCUGAUUUUGAUGAUGUAAACCAUCUUUUCUGUUUAGAUGUACUGCAAUGUAUGAAUUGACGUAUUAUAUCUACGAUUGAAAGAUAGAUAGUUAGGCAUAGAAUUAUUCAUUUUGUAAUUUGUACAUAGAAUUAUUCAUUUUCAUUGACUUAAAUUAUAAAUUUCAAUUGUAUCGAGAAAAUUUUGAUAUGAAUAAGAGUUAAUUCAUGGUAUGUCAGCUUUGAAUUAGACA
Glycine soja is the source of this 3540-nucleotide messenger RNA. RefSeq names its product DNA-directed RNA polymerase 3B, chloroplastic-like. Gene Ontology annotation, cellular component: mitochondrial DNA-directed RNA polymerase complex. Gene Ontology annotation, biological process: mitochondrial transcription. Gene Ontology annotation, molecular function: DNA-directed RNA polymerase activity; DNA binding. The record is from RefSeq and is a predicted model, not a curated record. The coding region runs from base 114 to 2969 and encodes 951 amino acids. Lineage: Eukaryota; Viridiplantae; Streptophyta; Magnoliopsida; Fabales; Fabaceae. The transcript is spliced from 19 exons.